Messenger RNA from Mytilus californianus (California mussel), 1282 nucleotides. RefSeq lists its product as uncharacterized. The transcript is spliced from 10 exons. NCBI's taxonomy places the organism in Eukaryota, Metazoa, Mollusca, Bivalvia, Mytilida, Mytilidae. The record is from RefSeq and is a predicted model, not a curated record. Bases 167 to 1162 code for a protein of 331 amino acids.
GACGUGUUUCUUGUGAACAUUACAAUGACUUUGAAAGGCUGCUUGCAGCAGCAGCAACAAAACUUAGAAACUAAACACUUUACAUGUAGGAUCUUGAGUUAAACAGAUAACAUCAUCAAUCGUCAAUCUAGGGGAAAAAUUGUAAGCUACAUGACCACCAUACAUAAUGCCAUUACCUGACAACUUUCAUUCACAGAAAACAUUUAACAGUUUAGAACAAGUUGUACCAUACACUGCUUUGGAAGGAAUGAUGGAGGCAGAUUUACCAAAUGAAAAGGGUGCUGCAGAACACUCUCAUGACAAAAAUACAAUGGAAUGUGGUGAUGUCAAGACUGAGUUAAACAGCAAACAACAACCUACUUAUCACUCCUCUGAUUUAAUUAAAGAUGAUAAGGAUGUUUUACUGCUGGAAACAGAGAACCAACAAGAUUUGUCAGAAAGUUUACAUUCAAAAGAGUUUUCUUCAAAACUGGAUCAUGACAAGAACAACAAUGUUUGUCUAGAUGACUUUAGUUUAGAACUUGAUGAGAAUGCUAAUCAACAUGAUCCAAAACAGUUUCAAUACCCAAGUGGAUCAGGAAGUAAAAUACAAUCAUGGUGUCCAUCAUUCUCUGUACCAUCAGAUACUGGGGAUACUGACAUGGGAUAUUCUAGUCAUAGUGCAUGCAGUAGCUGUCAACAGGGCUCACAGACAGACAGUGGACAAAAUAUAAAUUUCACAGAUGUUGAGUAUGCUGAAGACUGUUUUGAUGGGGAUGAUGAAAUGGAAGAUUUACUGUUUCAUUUUGAUAGAUUCUUUAGGAAUAGAUAUGAAGAACUUUUAACUGAACAAGGGAUGCAUGUUAGACAGAUAAUAAAGAAAGCAGCAAAAUCAUGUGGUGAUAAAUGUUGUAUAACAGACACAGAUCCUAGUUCUGUUGAGGUGACAGAUAAAGCAACACAAACAGAUGUAGUUGAAAAAUUUAGUCUGCCACCAAUAAUUAUAGAUGAUUCCUCAUGUCAAGCAUUGGAUAGACUAGAAGACCAUAAGAAAAUACCUACAAAAUUACCUUUGGACCAGCCAGGAACAGCAUGUUUAACCAAGGAUAAACAGUUUCUAAAAAUACUGUCUCUGACAUGUGCAGUGUCAAAUCUGUUACACAGAAACGAAUAUAAGACGUAGAGUUUCAAUGAUAUAAAUUUACUAAUUUAAAGGUUAACUGUAUAACAGAUGUGACUAUACUUGUACUAAUGUAAAUAAAACUGCAGUUAUACGUGCUGUGCAUGCAUUGAGGAACAUUCA